AUGGCUCUGCUCACCACCAACAGGUUUAUGUCCAGUCUGGGGAACCUGGCCCCGUCCCUGGGAGUCCUCUCCGCCCGCCAAAGUUCUUGGUGGGGUGGUGUGGCAAUGGGCCCCCCUGAUCCCAUCCUGGGGGUGACAGAGGCGUUUAAGAAGGACACUAGCCCAAAGAAAAUGAACCUGGGUGUGGGAGCUUACAGAGAUGACCAAGGCAAACCUUUUGUGCUCAGCUGCGUUCGCAAGGCUGAAGCCUUGAUUGCCAGCAAACAGCUGGAUAAAGAAUACCUUGGCAUAGGUGGACUGGCAGAGUUCUCAAAGGCUUGUGCCCAGCUGGCGCUUGGUGCGGACAAUGAAGUCCUGAAAAGCGGCAGGAACAUCACUGUGCAGACCAUUUCAGGAACAGGGUCCUUGCGUAUUGGAGCAAACUUUUUGUCUCGAUUUCACCCAGGCCCAAAAGAUGUGUACUUGCCCAAACCCUCUUGGGGAAACCACACGCCCAUUUUCAGAGAUGCAGGGAUGCAACUCAAAGCAUACAGAUACUACGACCCUUCAACCUGUGGCUUUGACUUCAACGGGGCCCUUGAAGACAUUUCUAAAAUCCCAGCGCAGAGUGUGAUUCUGCUGCAUGCCUGUGCACACAACCCCACUGGUGUGGACCCUCGGCCUGAACAGUGGAAAGAGAUUUCUGAAGUUGUAAAAAAAAGGAACCUGCUCGUCUUCUUUGACAUGGCAUACCAGGGUUUUGCAAGUGGAGACAUAAAUCGUGACGCAUGGGCAGUUCGUCACUUCAUCGAAGCGGGCCACAACAUCGUCCUGUCGCAGUCUUUUGCCAAGAACAUGGGUCUUUAUGGGGAGCGAGUCGGAGGGUUUUCUGUGGUGUGCGCUGACGCAGAUGAGGCUAAAAGGGUCGAGUCUCAGCUCAAGAUCCUCAUCCGACCGAUCUACUCCAACCCUCCAAUGAACGGAGCCAGAAUCGCUGCAACUAUUCUCAACACACCUGAGCUGUAUUCACUGUGGUUGGAAGAGGUUCAUGGUAUGGCCAAUCGUAUCAUCAAAAUGAGGGAGCAGUUGGUCGCAGGUCUACAAAAGGAAGGUUCUACCCGCAACUGGCAGCAUGUUAUUGACCAAAUUGGAAUGUUUUGCUUCACAGGCCUAAAACCUGAACAGGUUGAACGUCUGACAAAGGAGUUUUCAGUGUACAUGACCAAGGAUGGUAGAAUUUCAAUGGCUGGUGUGACGUCUGGGAAUGUGGGGCAUCUGGCUCAUGCCAUUCACGCUGUCACAAAACUUGAGUUUACCUCACGUGACUAUCACGUGGACACACGUCACCGCCUCCCUCUGCCUGGAUCAAAACACCGCGCCUCUGCUUCAUGUCUGCUAACCACAGAACAAACUCCUGUCUGCACUUAUCGGACUCCAGCACUGCACACACAGUCUAGAAUGUCCUUUGUCACAUCUUCUCUGGAUAAACUGCAGUGA
Molecule: messenger RNA, 1476 nt
Organism: Knipowitschia caucasica
Lineage: Eukaryota; Metazoa; Chordata; Actinopteri; Gobiiformes; Gobiidae
Source: the annotation of a GenBank genome assembly